Molecule: messenger RNA, 2932 nt
Organism: Trematomus bernacchii (emerald rockcod)
Lineage: Eukaryota; Metazoa; Chordata; Actinopteri; Perciformes; Nototheniidae
Gene: mctp1b
Product: multiple C2 domains, transmembrane 1b
Exons: 22
Coding region: 145-2802 (885 amino acids)
Biological process (GO): regulation of neurotransmitter secretion
Cellular component (GO): synaptic vesicle membrane
Molecular function (GO): calcium ion binding
Source: RefSeq, a predicted model, not a curated record
GACAGAAGACUGAAGCAUGUCCCGGGUUUAGAGGGUGUUAGGAGGGGUUUGCAGAGUGUGUUUUCUCGGUGUAAUGCAGCACACGGAUUGAUUUUCAGUUCCUCCGCAGAUCCGGACCCAGUUUGCUGUCUCUGAGCCCCGGGAAUGGAUCAUUUCGCCGGGGAUGAUGAGAGCGACGCGUCCGCGCAGCAGACCACCGUGUGGCAGCAUAUCACAGCCCGGGCCAAGCCGCUCCUCAGCCCCAAACUGGGCUCCAGAGACCCGGAGGAGAAGAAGGAGAAGAGCAUGUGGAUGUUCAAGAAGAUGAAGAGGAAGGAGAACGUGUCUCUGGACCGGAUUAUCUCUUCCUCGCAGCCGGAUUUGCUUUUCGCGUCCGCGCCGGAUCCAGAGGCGCAUGAGGCGCAGCAGCUCUGCGGCAAAGCGGCAGGUAUGAGCGGCAGUGGAGGCUCCGGGAUUAAGGAGAGGAUUUCUUCCAAACUCACGGUGGCUCAUCUAAUUCAAACCCACCACAAGAGCUCCUCUCUGGGGUCUGCGUGUCUGGAGAAGCUGGCGGAGCCUCCGGGCGGCAGGAGCGGUGAAGCAGGCGAAGCGGCAGGAGCGGUGGAGACAGAGCAGGAGGAGCAGAAGGAGCAGCAGGGAAUCGGAGCUCCGCCCUCGUCGGAGCGAGCCUCCUCCAGCAUGUACAAACUGGAGAUCGAUCUGAAGAGAGGGAACAACCUGGCCGUCAGAGACCGAGGAGGCAGCAGCGACCCGUAUGUGAAGUUCAAGCUCUCUGGGAAGGAGGUGUUUCGAAGCAAAACCAUCCACAAGAACCUGAACCCGGUGUGGGACGAGAAGACCACGAUAAUCCUGGACUGCCUGAGCGACCCUCUGUAUGUCAAGGUGUUCGACUACGACUUCGGACUCCAGGACGACUUCAUGGGUUCUGCUUAUCUCUACAUGGAGUCUCUGGAGCAGCAGAGGUGUAUUCCUGUGACGCUGGUUCUGAAGGACCCUCAGCACCCGGACCAGGAUCUGGGUUCUCUGGAUCUGUCCGUCACCCUGACCCCCAAAGACAGUCCUCUGGAGGAGAGGAGGGACUCCACUUCCACCACCAUGCUGCUCAGGAGAUCCUGGAAGAGAUCUAAUAAGCAGCAGUCCCUGCGUCUCUCCGAGCUUCACAGGAAGUCUCAGUUGUGGCGAGGGAUCGUCAGCAUCGCUCUGAUCGAGGGUCGCAGUCUGAUCCCCAUGGACCCCAACGGGCUGUCGGACCCCUACGUCAAGUUCAGACUCGGACACCAGAAGUACCGGAGCAAGACGGUGCCUAAGACUCUGAGUCCUCAGUGGAGGGAGCAGUUCGACCUCCACCUGUUCGAGGAGACAGGUGGAAUUUUAGAGAUCACGGUGUGGGACCGAGACACCGGGAGGAGGGACGACUUCAUCGGACGCUGUCAGUUGGACCUCUCCAUUCUGUCUAAGGAGCACACACACCACCUGGAUCUCCCUCUGGAGGAGGCCCGGGGCUUCGUGGUGCUCCUGGUCACGCUGACGGCCUCCGCUCACGUCUCCAUCGCCGACCUCUCCGUGACCCCGCUGGACGACCCGCAGGAGAGGAGGGAGAUCCUGACACGCUACGGGGCGCUGAAGUCCUUCUCUAACUUCAGAGACGUGGGCAUUGUUCAGGUGAAGGUGAUGAGAGCCGAGGGACUCAUGGCUGCAGACGUCACCGGUAAGAGCGACCCGUUCUGUGUGCUGGAGCUGAACAACGACCGGCUGCAGACUCACACCGUCUACAAGAACCUGAACCCAGAGUGGAACAAAGUCUUCACCUUUAACGUUAAAGACAUCCACUCGGUGAUGGAGGUGACGGUGUUCGAUGAAGACCGAGACCGGAGCGCCGACUUCCUGGGAAAGAUCUCCAUCCCUUUAUUAUAUAUCCGUAACGGUGAGCAGAAGAGCUACGUGUUAAAAAACAAGGAGUUAACGGCUCCGAGUAAAGGAGUCAUUCACCUGGAGAUAGACGUCAUCUACAACACCGUGAAAGCAGCGAUGAAGACGAUCGUCCCUGCAGAGCAGAAAUUCAUCGAGGAAGAGCCAAAGGUCUCCAAACAGUUGCUGCAGCAGAACUUCAACCGGGUGAAGAGGUGCAUCAUGGUCCUCAUCAGCUACGGCACGUACAUCAACAGCUGCUUCGAGUGGGAGUCUGCACAGAGGAGCAUCUUCUCCUUCGUGAUGUUUGUGCUAGUGGUGUGGAACUUCGAGCUCUACAUGCUGCCGCUCGCUCUGCUGCUGCUGCUCGUCUGGAACUAUCUGUUCAGCUGCAGCCGAGACACGACCGACACGAAAAUAGCUUUUGGUCCUGCUGCAUGCAAAAUUAAGACGAUGGAGGCCAUGUUUGAUUGGGAGGAUGAAGAGGACGAUAAAGAGGAUAAGGAGUCUGAGCACAAAGGCUUCAUGAACAAACUGUACGCCAUCCAGGACGUUUUCUUCAGUGUUCAGAACGCUUUGGACGAGGUGGCGUCGAACGGAGAGAGGAUCAAGAACACGGUGAACUGGACGGUCCCCUUCCUCAGCUGGCUGGCGAUCGCUGCUCUGCUUUCUGCCGUCGUCCUCCUCUACCUCGUCCCUCUGCGCUACCUGGUGCUGAUCUGGGGUGUGAAUAAGUUCACGAAGAAGCUGCGCGACCCGUACAUGAUCGACAACAACGAGCUGCUCGACUUCCUGUCCAGAGUUCCCUCCGACGUGCAGGUGAUGCACUACCGCGAGCUGAGGGUGGAUCCGGGUCAGAGUCCCAGCAAACGCAGAAGACCAAUUCAAAGUUAGCGUCUCUCCCUGUAAACAUGUAAAAUAUUUUUAUUUAAAGGGGACCUAUCAUGCAAAAUGCACUUUGUGAUGUCUUGUAUACAUAAAUACGUGUCCCCGGUGCGUCGGGGAACUCACGCAGCGUCAGAAA